AUGCAGGACAUUCAGUUUAAGACUGCCCUCGUGGCCGGUCUUGCUAUCUUCUCAGGCGUUGCUGAUGCGUUCUGGCGUCUGCCCUGCCGUGGUCGAACUGGCCUUGCUCGGCUGGAUCCGAUUGUGGACCCGGGAAAGAUCUCGUCGCAUGUGCACUCUGUUCAUGGUGCAGGAAACUUCGGCAUGAGCUCAGAUUCGGAGACUCUGCGCGAGUCAAAUUGUACAUCUUGUGCCAUUAUGCAGGAUAUGUCAGCCUACUGGACUCCAGCACUAUACUUUAUGCACACAAAUGGCAGUGCACAAGUUGUCCCAGAGGUUGGAGGCAUGCUGAGUUACUACCUCCUAUACGGAGAGAACAUCACAGCCUUCCCAGAUGGUUUCCGCAUGCUUGCAGGAGACCCUUUCCAACGAAACUUUACCUGGCCAGUCCCUGACCCACCCAAGUCAUCAUGGUCGGGUGCUCAAGUAUCUCAAAAAGCACUUAGGCAAAAAGCCCUAGGCUUCAACUGCCUAAACUACAACACCGCCGCUGAAGGCUCCCUUACGCGCCAUUUCAUGCCGAACAAAACCUACCUCGACGCGCACUGCACUGACGGCCUUCGUCUGGAACUCAUGUUCCCUUCAUGCUGGAAUGGCAAAGAUAUCGACUCCCCAGACCAUAAAUCCCACGUUGCGUAUCCCGAUCUCGUGAUGACGGGAACAUGCCCAAAGGGCUACGAGACGCAACUAGUCUCACUAUUCUACGAGACAAUCUGGAACACAUACGCGUUCAAGGACGUUGACGGAUAUUUCGCAUUGGCGAAUGGAGACCCUACUGGAUACGGGUAUCAUGGCGAUUUCAUGUAUGGGUGGGAAGAUGGGAUCCUGCAAAAAGCUGUUGACACUUGCACGAGUGCAACAGGUAUUGUCAAUGACUGUGCAGUCUUCGAUUUGCAGAGUGAGGAUGAUCAGCGCCAGUGUUUCUUUGAAGAACCCGCUGCGCUUAAGGGUGAGAACACCCAUAUGCAUGCUAAUGGCUUGCCUGGGAAUGUCCCUAUUGCGUGGGGACCGGCAUAUGCUUCUCCUAUGGCCGGAAUGGCAAGUUCUACGGCAGCGUCUCAUGUGGGAAUUUCCACAGGGGCGUCAGUCCCGACGACUACUAAAGCAACUGAGCUGUCGGGCAUUGUCCCGUCUUUGGCUAUUCCGUCCCUAUCGCUUGGUUUUGCAUUUGGGGACAAUGUUAAAGUUGAGGCUGUGGUUACUGCUGCGAGUGUUGCGACCACUUCUUUCACUAGUUCUACAACUAGUUCGACACCAACACCGACACCCACCACUGCGAUUGUUAUUGAUCCUGUUACCGAGGAAGUGAUCUAUCUGCAGCGGGAAGUUGUUGUUCUGAUUGAUGAGCAUGGGAAACCCUACUCCACUAGCACAGGCACAGCGCAUGUCGUUUCGACGCGCACAAUCACAGCUACGGAGACUUCUACCGUUGUCUCAUAUGUCGCAAGAGACACUAUCCCGGAAGACUCUGAAGCGAUUGAACACAAUUUGGGACAUGCGCGCAGACAUGUUCACCACCAUGGCCAUUUGCACAAGAGAGACAGUUACUAG
Penicillium pulvis is the source of this 1590-nucleotide messenger RNA. Its product is annotated as DUF1996 domain-containing protein. Lineage: Eukaryota; Fungi; Ascomycota; Eurotiomycetes; Eurotiales; Aspergillaceae. Bases 1 to 1590 code for a protein of 529 amino acids. The record is from RefSeq and is a predicted model, not a curated record. The transcript is spliced from 3 exons.